ACCCCUUGGAAAGUACCUACAACAUCUGCACCGUUUGUAACGACUCGUUAUAGAGUGCAAUUCGUAUGCCCCUUGAACAUCUCUUUAUCGAUUGUGACCACGAAGCGGUAUAGAGGAGUUAGAUACGUGACAUUAAGUACUCCAGUCACGGCAGGUCGUCUGGUGAUUGGCGAUGUAUGA
This is a messenger RNA of Bipolaris victoriae FI3, 180 nucleotides long. RefSeq lists its product as hypothetical. The transcript has a single exon. Lineage: Eukaryota; Fungi; Ascomycota; Dothideomycetes; Pleosporales; Pleosporaceae. The record is from RefSeq and is a predicted model, not a curated record. The annotation marks the transcript as partial.